Messenger RNA from Microbotryum saponariae, 3932 nucleotides. NCBI's taxonomy places the organism in Eukaryota, Fungi, Basidiomycota, Microbotryomycetes, Microbotryales, Microbotryaceae. The record is from the annotation of a GenBank genome assembly.
AUGCGCACCGCCGGUGCUCAAAGCUCGAAGCGACGUGGUCCGUGCGAGUUGACACUUCGCAGCCUCGACGACGACGGCGCGCGCUCACUCGUAGCUGAUUCGACCGCUAUCCCUCCGAGCCCGUACUGCACCAUGGGCCCCCAGCGUUAUUUUGAUCAAGGUGGAGACGAUAUAUCUCGACUGCACCACGAUGGUGGACCUCACCGAGGCGGUGACCGAGGUCGCGGCGGCGGCGGAGGACGAGGCGCCAGGGAAAGUCGGGGAAGUCGAGGUCGCGGAGGGGCUUCGUCCGGCUCGAGUUGUGGCGGAGCAAGAGGCGACGGAGCACAUCAUGAGGCUCGACCCAAAAAAGAACCGUUCCAACCCAAGCAAGGCUUCAUUGCGGCUGGACUGAAGACAUAGUGAGUGCUCGUACCAGGUCGAUUCCAGACCUUCGCUCGAGCUUCCGCUGUGCGAUCCGACUCCACGAUAUCAUGGUAGCAUCUACGCGCCGAACAAUGCCGUGAGCGAACGAAGAUGGCUGAUGAGAUAUGACCUAUGAUCAACAGUGCUGAUGCGGCUGAAACAACACCGGACAAUGACGAGCAAAACUCGGAGCAAAAGGCCAAGAUCUCCGAAGGCUGGAAGGACAAGACGACUACACAGACCACUUUGUACCUCACCAAUCUACCCCCGACACUCAGUUCGCCAGAGUUGUCGCUCAUCUUCUCGUCGUACGCACCGCUGCGAUCGGCUUUCGUGGUUUCGGCGGCGACGAAGAACGCUUCGGGACCUGGUGGGGCCGGCCCUUCGUCGGCCAAUGCCAUCUCAACCGGCGCAGGCAGGGAUCGCACAGGCAAAGCCACGUCGCGUGGAUUCGGAUACGUGCGAUUCGUCCUGCGCACCGAUGCCGACAAGUGUCUCGAGGAGUGGGGCAGCAAAUCGGGGAUGCCCCGCAGCGCAUGCUCUGAGCUCGAGAGCGCCGAGGGGCUCGAAAAGGUCGACUGGGACAAGCUUUGUGGGCGUGAGGGCAUGAAGAUGAGCUGGGCCAAAAAGAAGCUCAAGGAAGGAGAAGAACCCGAGGGACCCAAGGCGAAGAAGGAGAAGAAGGAGAAGGUCGCCAAGCUGGCAGCUACUGAUGAUGCCGAGAAGUCCGAAGAGCAAGAAGCCGAACUCGAGCAAGCCCCGAGAUGGCGACCAGGAGUGUUCGAUCACGCCGCCUCGCGAUCGGUUGUCGUCCAAGGCAUACCGACAGAAGUGGACCUCGAAAAGCUACGAGCUGCCAAAGCCAAGAAGGCCAGCGAGACGGAUGUCGACGUGGAAGCCGAUGCCGGUGCGGAUCAAGAUGGAGACGACAACGACGAAGCCACCACCAAAGUCGAUGACGCAGAAGCAGCUGACGAGGACGGCGACAACGCUGAGGAGUCGGGGAAAGCAGUCGACUGGAAGAAGGCGCUCAAGCAAAAGGCUAAGAAGAGUGGCGAUGUCGAAGAUGUGAAGUGGCCCGUUGUUCUGCCAUCUGGCGAUACCGCUGGUGAGUACGCUAGAGGUGAUGAGAUCAUUUUCCGCAAGGCUAACGUCAACUUCUCGUAUGCAGCAAUCAUUGUCAUGUACUCGCCUCGACAUGCUCACGAUGUGAUGAAGAAGCUUCACAACCAUGUCUUCCGAGGUCUCGUCGUGACCGCUGCCGUUAAGAGUUCUUGGGAUUUGUGCCAACGUCAAGGUCGUGCCAAAGGUGGAGGACGUCUUGUGGUGCGCAACUUGGGCUUCGACAUCACCUUGGCCGACAUUCGGGCGGCUUUUGCUCGAUUUGGCUCGCUCCAUUCGAUCACCCUUCCCGAGGGCCCCAAGACGGGCAAACCGCGUGGUUUCGCGUUCGUGUACUACGUCACCAAAUCGUGCGCCGAAGCAGCGCUCAAGGCGAUGAACGGCACCCGCGUCUACGCUGGUAUUGCCACGGAUCGUAUCGCCGAGGAAGGAGGCAAGCUCGGCAAAAAGAAGGAGGUUCGUGAGAAGAAGAAGGCCGCGCUUAAGGAGAGUCGUGGAGGUGGAGGUGAGAAGGGACGUCUUGUUGCCGUUGAUUGGGCCCUGAGCAAGGAUGACUGGAAGAAGGCACAGGAGGCCGAAGUUGAUGAAGCGGAACCUGGCUCCGACGAGGAUUCUGAAGAGGACAGCGACUCUGACGACGACGACGACGACGACAGUCAGGAGGAGGACGACGAUGAAAGUGAUCUUUCGCCCGUCGAAGAGGACGAGUCCGACGAUGAAGACGAGGGUGAAGAACUCGAACUUUCUGACGGCGACUCGGACAUGGACGAGGAGCUGCAGUCAACCGAGCCUGAAAAGGGGACGACGCUCUUUGUCAGGAACAUGUCCUUCGAAGCGACCGAGCCAGAGCUGUACGAUCUCUGCAAGGAGUUUGGCCCCGUCCGGUAUGCUCGCAUUGUUUAUGAUCCGACUACGAAACGAUCGCGUGGAACAGCCUUCGUGUGCUUCUGGAAGGGGGAAGAUGCGCAAAAGAUGCUCGAAGCCUCGGAAAGUCUCAAUGCUGGCCUCUUCGUUGGCGAAACAUCCAACAAGCGCAACAAGGGGGCUUCGCAAUCGCUGUUGAUGGCGGAUCCCGGAACGUCAGAGGCCUCCAAGCUGACGCUGCAUGGGCGUGUACUCGCUGCCGUGGCGGCCGUCUCGAAGGACGAUGCUGACAAGCUUCGUGAGGAUCGUGAUAAGAAGGGUGGUGCAAAGUCCGAUCGUCGCAACCUGUACCUGAUGCGCGAAGGUGGUGAGUGACUAGAUCCUGAUCAGUGCCCGGGUACAUCAGAGCUCAUGUUUUCCGUUUUGUUCGGACUUCGCAGUCAUUUUUCCAUCGUGGGCGAUCGCGCAGACUCUGCAUCCUUCCGACAUGGCGGCUCGUCAAUCGUCCUUCGACGCUCGUAAAGGCCUACUACGUUCCAAUCCUUCGCUCUACAUCUCCCGCACUCGACUCUCGGUCCGUCAGGUCCCUCUCUACGUCACCGACGGCAUGAUGAAGCGACUGGCGAACUUCGCCAUUCGCGAGUUCGACAAGGAGGUCAAGGCCGGCUUGCAAAAGCCUCUGACAGCGGACGAGCUGGACGACAGCGUUGUCGAUGCUUCGGGAUCGUUGCCAGCACCGAGCAAGGUUGAGCGCUUCAAGGGUGUUCCUCCGAGUCGCGUGCGACAGGCCAAGAUCUUGCGUCAAUCGGACCGUGUCGAUCCGUUGACCGGGUUGGGUCGUAGCAAGGGUUACGGUUUCCUGGAAAUGGGCUCUCACGCCGAUGCGCUACGCGUCCUUCGAUGGGCCAAUGCCAACAAGGAUGUCGGGGGUUUGCUUCGCAAGUGGUGGCGCGACGCUUUGGAAGCCAUGAUCGAGAAGGUGCAAAGUUGCGAAGGAAGUGUGGGCAAGGGUGCUGCGCUCAAAGAGAAGGAAGAACGACUCAAGCGAUUGAGGGAGAAGAUGAGUGAGCUUGUGGAAGAGGAGGAGUUGGCGGCUGGGAAAGCGGCGAGGAGGGAAGCGGCGGGUAAGACGACGGGUGAAGGGGGCCGAAGUACGAGGUGCCUUAUUGUCGAGUUCUCGAUCGAGAACGCCGUCACUGUCAGUAUUUGCCACCUGUUCUCCACCAGAUUCUGAAACUGACAUCUUGAAUGUCUUGGCCCAGACCAAACGACGUGCCGAGAAGGUCGCUCGUGCCCGAGAGCGCGCAAAGCGCAGCAAGGAUCGAGACGGCUCCGACGAUGACGGAGAAGACGACUCGAGGGAUUGUGGCAAGUCUUCGCCCAAGAAGAGGAGACGCCAAGAAGAUGGUGACGACUCUAAGCCGGCUAAGAAGGGCAAGAAGCCUGCGGAGGAAGCUGAGGGCGAGCCGGAGGCCAAGGAGGGUCGCACAGGUCUGAGCAUAGGGGCCAUCAUUGGCAAGAAGCGCCGCCAAAAGAAGUAG